Molecule: messenger RNA, 1215 nt
Organism: Ambispora leptoticha
Lineage: Eukaryota; Fungi; Glomeromycota; Glomeromycetes; Archaeosporales; Ambisporaceae
Source: the annotation of a GenBank genome assembly
AUGGCUACAGGGCAGAGAAUGGAGAAUAUGAAUAAAAAAAGCAUUACCCAAACCAAAAUAGAAGAACUUAAUCUCGAAAGAGUUCAAGUUGAAAAAGCAGCUCGGGAACGAAUUAAAAAAGAUGGAGAAAAAGAGUUUUGGUGGUUAGAACAUGAAGUUAGAGAAAAAACUGAGUUCGAUAUUUAUUAUCAGGCUUUGGAACUUUUUAAAGAAAUGAUUUUAAAAAAGUUAGAAGAUAAAGAAAAUAAUCUCCAAAAGCAAAAAGCCCAAGAACAAAGUUUAAAAUUAGGGCAAUUCUAUACUCCCGAAUGUUUAGUAGAGUUAUGUUUGGAACUUUUGCAACCAAAAGGCGAAUUAUUUGAUCCUUGCUGUGGUUUAGGUUCUUUUUUACUGAAAGCCAAAGCAAAAGAUGAAAGUUUAAAAAUUAGCGGGAAUGAUAUUGCCACUGAUUUAGGCGAAUUACCCUUUGAAUUUACUAGUUCUGAUUAUUUAAAAAGUGAAGAUAAAGAACAUGAUUACAUUAUUGCUAAUAUUCCGUUCAAUAUUAAGAAAUCUCACUUCAGUUAUGAACAAAUUAAAGAGAGCAAUUUCAUAUUAGUUCCUAGCAGAUAUGAAAAAUCAACCGAGUCAAAUCUUUCUCCCGAAGAAAUUGAUAAAAAGUUAGUUCGAUGUGCUUACGAAUUACGCUAUUCUUUACAUUUACUAAUUGCGGAUGCUUAUAAUAAGUUACUGAAUUUGGAUAAAUUUGAGGAAAUGGAAAACCAAGAAAGGGAUGCUCCGCUGGCUAAUUUAUUGGGAGAAAGAGAAAGAAUUGAGUAUUUACAGAAAAAAAUCCAAGAUUUAAUGUUAGAGAAAUAUUUUAAAGAUAGUAAAGAAGAAUGCAAAACUCCACCCACCAAAAAUCCGGAAUAUUACGAAAAUGGAACUCUACCUUGGCUAAACGGCGGAGCCUUAACCAAUCUUUAUUUUUUAACUGAGGAAACCAAACCAAGCAAAAUGAUUACUGAAAAAGCCCGCCUUGAGUAUCCUUUAUUACUAGCUCAAUCCAACAGUGUUGUAUUUUCUAAUGUUAAUACUGAUAAGGAAAGUUCUAAUGAAUUAACCACUGCUACUCUCUUUUUCGCUUUACGACAACUGAACUUUUCUUUUUGUUCAAACGGCAGUGUUUUUAUGGAAGUUCAAGCUCCGCUUUUUAUGAAUAUGAAAAUCAACUGA